This is a messenger RNA of Oncorhynchus keta (chum salmon), 6787 nucleotides long. Its product is annotated as cohesin subunit SA-2-like. The record is from RefSeq and is a predicted model, not a curated record. Gene Ontology annotation, cellular component: nucleus; chromatin; cohesin complex. The transcript has 32 exons. Gene Ontology annotation, molecular function: chromatin binding. Bases 317 to 4174 code for a protein of 1285 amino acids. Lineage: Eukaryota; Metazoa; Chordata; Actinopteri; Salmoniformes; Salmonidae. Gene Ontology annotation, biological process: sister chromatid cohesion.
AGUAUUUCAUCUGGCCGCUAGGGGGCAGCUGUGCACCAAGAGUUUUCCUUCCCCCUCAUCGUCGAAAUAACAAACCCUACUACGGAGCAAGUGGCGGGGUGAGAGAGCGUCCAAAACCGCCUCUGACCGCCAGUUUCAAACUCAUUUGCGGAAAUCGUGGUAAUAUCAAUACAAGAACAAACAACGAUUCAACAAAGUAGUAUCUCGUUUGGAAAUACAUUGAAUAACGGGGUCCUAUGCUACCGUUCCACUCUCUUGUGGACACUGAGGAUCUGAGGUCUGUUCUUAUUUGAGUUGGGUCAGACAUGAUAGAGAAAUGAUAGCAGCACCAGAGUUACCGUCAGAGUUCCACUAUCCUCAGGAUUCGGACACCCGUUUCUCCUCAGACACAGACUUCUCUGAGGCGCCUGAUGUCAGUAUCAACCCAACCAAAGGAAAGGGGGGGAAGAAGGGGAAGAAGGUGGCAGGAGAGAAGGGUAAAGGAGGGAAGGGAGUGGGGGGAGCAGGGAGGAUGAACGGCCACUACCAGGAGAAUGGCAUGGAGAACCUGAUGCUGUUCGAGGUUGUCAAGAUGGGCAAAAGCGCCAUGCAGUCUGUGGUGGAUGACUGGAUUGAGGCAUAUAAAACCGACAGGGACAUGGCUCUGCUAGACCUCAUCAACUUCUUCAUCCAGUGUUCUGGCUGUAAAGGAGUGGUCAGUGGAGAGAUGUUCCGAAACAUGCAGAACUCUGAGAUCAUCAGGAGGAUGACAGAGGAGUUUGACGAGGACAGCGGAGACUACCCUCUGACCAUGGCAGGUCCGCUGUGGAAGAAGUUUAAGGGUAGUUUCUGUGAGUUCAUUGCUGUCUUGGUGAGACAGUGUCAGUACAGCAUCAUCUAUGAUGAGUACCUCAUGGACACAGUCAUAUCGCUCCUCACCGGACUGUCGGACUCACAGGUCCGAGCCUUCAGGCACACCAGCACACUGGCAGCUAUGAAACUGAUGACAGCCCUGGUGAAUGUAGCUCUGAACCUGAGCAUCAACAUGGACAACACACAGCGGCAGUACGAGACAGAGAGAAACAAGAAUGUCGCCAAGAGAGCCAACGACCGGCUGGAGCUACUGCUGCAGAAACGCAAAGAGCUUCAAGAAAAUCAGGACGAAAUUGAAAACAUGAUGAAUGCUAUAUUCAAGGGUGUGUUUGUACACCGGUAUCGUGAUGCCAUAGCAGAGAUCAGAGCUAUCACUAUAGAGGAGAUAGGAAUGUGGAUGAAGCUGUACAGUGAUGCCUUCCUCAACGACAGCUACCUGAAAUACGUAGGCUGGACCAUGCACGACAAGCAAGGCGAGGUACGUCUGAAAUGUUUGACAGCUCUGCAGGGUCUCUACUACAACAGAGAACUGAACACCAGACUGGAGCUGUUCACCAGCCGCUUCAAGGACCGCAUCGUCUCCAUGACUCUAGACAAGGAGUACGAUGUCGCAGUACAAGCAAUUAAACUGCUCACUCUGGUACUACAUAGUACAGAUGAGGUACUGAGCCCGGAGGACUGUGAGAGCGUCUAUCACCUGGUCUACUCCGCCCACCGACCGGUCGCCAUAGCAGCCGGGGAGUUCCUCUUCAAGAAACUGUUCAGUACGCGGGAGCCAGAAGAGGAGGGCGCCCCCAAGAGGAGAGGAAGACAAAGCCCCAAUGCCAACCUCAUCAAAACUACUGUUUUCUUCUUCCUGGAGAGCGAGCUCCAUGAGCACGCUGCGUACCUGGUGGACUCUCUGUGGGAGAGUGGAGCAGACCUACUGAAGGACUGGGAGUGUAUGACCAGCCUGCUACUGGACGACCCUGUGCCAGGGGAGGAAGCCCUGACAGACAGACAGGAGACGGCUCUCAUAGAGAUAAUGCUGUGUACGGUGCGCCAGGCAGCUGAGUGCCACCCGCCCGUAGGCCGCGGAACUGGGAAGAGGGUGAUGACAGCGAAGGAGAAGAAGACCCAGCUAGAUGACAGGACCAGAAUGACAGAGCUGUUUGCUGUGACAUUACCCCCUCUGCUGGCCAAGUACUCCAUAGAUACAGAGAAGGUGACCAACCUGCUGCAGCUCCCUCAGUUCUUUGACCUGGAUAUCUACACCACAGGACGACUAGAGAAGCACUUGGAGGCGUUGCUGCGUCAGAUCAGGGAGAUCGUGGAGAAACACACAGACACAGAGGUUCUGGAGGCGUGCUCGAAGACCUACCACGCUCUCUGCAACGAGGAGUUUACCAUCUUUAACAGAGUGGACAUCGCCAGGUCACAGCUUCUGGAUGAAAUGGUGGACAAAUUCAACAGACUGCUGGAAGACUUCUUACAAGAGGGUGAGGAGCCUGAUGAUGAUGAUGCCUACCAGGUCCUGUCUACUCUCAAGAGAAUCACAGCAUUCCACAAUGCCCAUGACCUGUCCCAGUGGGAUCUGUUCAGCAGUAACUUCAAGUUGCUCAACACGGGCAUUGAGAACGGUGACAUGCCAGAGCAGAUUGUGGUCCAUGCUCUACAGUGUACCCACUACAUUGUCCUGUGGUACUUGGCCAAGGUCUCGGAGGGCAGCCACAGAAAGGAGGAGCUGGUGAGCCUGAGGAAACAGAUGCGGAUGUUCUGUCUGAUGUGUCAACGUUACCUCACCAACGUCAACACAACCGUCAAGGAACAGGCGUUCACCAUCCUGUGUGAUGUGUUGCUAGUCUUUAGUCAUCAGAUGGUCUCGGGAGGCAGAGAGCAGCUGGAGCCGCUGGUCUACAGUCCUGAUGACUCGUUACAGACAGAACUACUGUCCUUCAUACUGCACCAUGUGUUUAUAGACCAGGACGAUGACAACGGCAGCACAGAUGGCCAGCAGGAUGACGAGGCAGCGAAGAUAGAAGCUCUUCACAAGAGACGUAACCUCCUGGCGGCCUACUGUAAACUUAUCAUCUAUAACGUAGUAGAGAUGAACACUGGCGCUGACAUCUUUAAGCAGUACAUGAGGUAUUAUAAUGACUAUGGUGACAUCAUCAAGGAGACCAUGUCAAAGACCAGACAGAUAGACAAGAUCCAAUGUGCCAAGACACUCAUCCUCAGUCUACAACAGUUGUUCCAUGAGAUGUUGUCAGAGUUGGGGACAGGAUUUGACCGCUCGUCCUCAGCGUUCUGUGGGAUCAAGGAGCUGGCCAGACGUUUCUCUCUCACCUUCGGUCUGGACCAGGUCAAAACACGAGACGCUAUCGCCAUGCUGCACAAGGAUGGUAUAGAGUUUGCGUUUAAGGAGCCCAGUCCACAGGGAGAGGGCAACCCUCCUCUUCACCUGGCCUUCCUAGACAUCCUCUCUGAGUUUUCAUCCAAACUAAUGAGACAGGACAAGAGGACUGUUCACAUGUAUCUGGAGAGGUUCAUGACCUUCCAGAUGGCCCUCCAGAGAGACGACUGCUGGCUACCGCUCAUCUCCUACAGGAACUCCCUGCAGGCCGGAGGGGACGAUGACACCAUGUCUGUUGUCUCCGGAUACUCCUCCAGAGGGUCGUCGGUCAGAUCCAAGAAGACCAAGGCUGCUACUCCCACCGUUACCGUCGCUGCAGCUAAGAGGAAACUCCCUGAAGCUGAGGAGAGCAGUAGCAGCAGUGCAGAUAUGUCGUGGCAGCACCAGAGCAUGCAGACGCCCGUGAUGAUGCCCUCCCCCCACCUCACCUCUACCAUGAUGAGAGGACCAGGGGACAUGAGGGAGGAGGCCAAACGGGGGAGAGACGACAGCUACAUGGGAGUGUACGCCCUCCCUUCAGACUCCCAGCAGCAUCCUCACCCUCACACACUCCCCCAAACCCCUCAACUCCACCAGACACCCAUCGACUACAAUACCCAGGUGACGUGGAUGCUGGCUCAGAGGCAGCAGGAGGAGGUUCGUCAGCAGCAGGAGAGAGCCAUGAACUACGCCAAGCUCAGAACCAACCUGCAACAGGCCAUUCGGCGUGGUACAGGGCUGAUGGAGGAGGAUGAGGAGCCUAUCGUAGAGGACGUGAUGAUGUCGUCAGAGGGUCGUAUGGAAGACCUCAACGAGGGCAUGGACUUUGACACCAUGGACAUUGACCUGCCCCCCUCUAAGAACAGGAGAGAGAGAUCAGAGCUGAAACCAGACUACUUUGACCCUGGUUCUAUCAUGGAUGAGUCUGUCCUUGGAGUGUCCAUGUUUUAAACUGGUAUUUGUAGACGAAGAGGAGAGAGGCAUUUUGUAUUUAUGGAGAAGUUAAGAUGUGGAUCUGAAGUCUUCUCUGAUUUAUCCUCCAUGGUCUAACACACACACACACACACACACACACACACACACACACACACACACACACACACACACACAGUGUUGCUUGCUCAGAGGGAACUGAAUGAAAAUAAAAUACUUUUAUAAUCCUUGGGUAAGCUUUUCCUCUUCGUUAGCUUCAAACCUAAAGGAAUCCUCGACAUUUAGUCUGAAGAAAGUUCCAUUAUUCUAGAAUGUUUUAUUUUUCUUCCAAAUGGAGAUGGAAUGAGAUUUUUAAAUGUCUUCUAACCCUGUCUCUAUGCUAGUAUAGUGAGUAACCCGGUGUGGUCUAGUAAUUUAUAAACAGGUUGUUAGUAGGAAAGGUAGCUAGCUGUGCUGUAGUAGUAGUGGAUGGACAUGGUCUUUAUGCUAUUUUCAGUUUUACUUUCCUCCAUGUUGGACUGUCAGAAUCUGUUGGUUCUGUGGUUGUGAUGACGACUGCUGGUGGUUCAGUUGGUGACCUGUUGACUAGAUCAGCUGUAAGAGUCAUGGAUGUAGCAACACGCAUCCAACCGUUGGCCCAAGUAAAGGACACAACCGUUUUCCAAGAGCAGAUUCCUUCAUACGAAACACGUAGAAAUAACGGCACGCUGUUGUAAACGCUUCAGUGUAGUUUCUUGCAACGUUCGGCACAUCCAGAUGUGUGGGUACUGUUUCCAUUCUGUGGUGGUUGGAUACCGUCUUACUGAGGAUCCCAGUAGUUGCUGUGAAGAGGCCCAGGAUGCAUCUCAAAAGUAGUGCACUAUAUAGGGAAUAGGGUGCCAUUUGGUAUGCAGACAAAAAGUGUUUAACAAGGAACUAGGCUGUCACACAAGUCCUGAAGCUUACCCAAAGAUUUGCACCCUUCUACCUAUCUGUGGAGUUUUCUCUCUCAACGGACAGCGAGGUGAUUUUCUCUCUGGUAGUGCCACCGCUGUGCUGACUCCGAGACAGGCAAGCAGCACGCUAAUACACACAAAAUACAUUUCUCCAUCUCCAGAAAAUCCAGCAUAUUUAGUGUUGAAAUAGCUAUCUCUAAAUUUUAAAUAAAGUUAUAUAUGAAUCGGUGCUGAUUUUAUAACUGUGCUUUUUUGUUUUGUUUUAUUAAAAUGUUCAACCUACAGUUAAUGUUUCAGAAAUGUGUAAGUAAAACUGUUUAAAAUGAAAAGCAUGGGUAGUCAGGUGUCGGAAGAUUUUUAAAUUUGUAUUUUUUUCUUUCUUAACGUCUUGGGGUUUCUACCGUUUUUCCUACGUGUAAAUUAGUUUGGAUGAGACUCAUUAUGAGAAAAUAAAUCUGGCUUGUGAAAUUUCAGCUUUAAGAUUCUCAACAUCCAUGAGUAAUAAUAAUGUCCUGUUGCGAAACUCCACAAUAUAAAACUGUGUAACUAACUAAAAACCAGUCAUCAUUAUAAUCCUAUAGAAAAGUUGAUUGUUUUCAUCCCAAUUGGUACCCUAUUCCCUAGUGCCCUCACCAGGCCCUAUAUUCCCUAUGGGCCCUGGUCAAAAGUAGUGCACUAUAUAGGGAAUAAGGUGCCAUUUGGGACACUUUUCAACAGUGGCAGCACUCUGGCAGCUAGACAAAGCUUAAAUGUGACAUGAACUAUUAUGUCGUCCAUAAGUUUUAAUUAAAUGUUUUGUCUACUGAGGUAAAUCUAUCUACUUUGUAAUCAUUCCAUGCCUGAGCCUUAAACAUGCUAUAGUGGAAGGAAAUCAACUGCCCUGUCCAGAAACGGCCCCUAGCCCCAUAGAAAUAGUAUUACUAGAAUGAAAUUCAUAUUGUCUAAGGGGUGCUUUUCCCCAUUCUAUUCAUUCUAUGCCUAUAUACCUAGACUCUCCAAGGCACCUGUGUAUAUCUGAUAGGAAUGGGUAAGGUAUAAGCAAUUUGGCUUCAUCCCAACUAGUCUAUCAGAGGUAAAUGGUGAAGCUACUAUCGUAUUGCUUAUACCCAUCAAAUUACUAUAGAUCUACACUAGCACCUCGGGGUUAGGCUUGAGGUAGCCCCGGAAAGAUUAUGUAGAUGAGAUUUGGUUGGGCCUCGUGACACUAGGGGUGCUUGGGAUUGUUUCUGGAAAGGGCCUACAUUUGUUUUCUCUCAACUUUCUUCCAUGUCAGAGGAAGCCAUGAAAGGUGAUUAUUGGUGUUUUAUGACGACAGAGAACAUUCGAGAUGGUCCAGAUGUGAUGUCGAUGAAGUAGAUACAAACAGCCUGUGUGUUUUACCUAAUUAUUAUUUUAUGUAAGUAAAUAUUUUGGAGUAAAAAUGACUGUGGCUUUUGUUUUGUCACUUACUACCACUACAUUGGUAUAAUUCCUUUAUUUGAACCUUCCUGUAUAUAAAACAAACAUCAAGCUUUAUUUUCAUUUGUGUUUUUCCUUUUUGGCCAUUUGUGUGUUUUAAUCUUUUCACAUGCGUCCGUACGUACACACACACACACACACUUCCGUGGUAUUGUUUGUUCCUCAUGCUAUUGUCACUCAGUCAGAUUUUUACUUGUCUGGAGACAGUCACUUUUGGAUUAAAAGUAAACCAACUCGA